Messenger RNA from Plutella xylostella (diamondback moth), 3938 nucleotides. The record is from RefSeq and is a predicted model, not a curated record. NCBI's taxonomy places the organism in Eukaryota, Metazoa, Arthropoda, Insecta, Lepidoptera, Plutellidae.
AUCCCUUCCGCCAUUAAGAAAAUGGCGAUUGUUGUCUCGGAAAUCACACAAAAUAUUUUUAGGUUCUUUGAGAUUUUUCAGCAUGAAAGCAGAUAAAUGCCACAGUUAUUUGUCCAAAUUACCAUUACAAAAACCUUUAUCGGUUAUUCAUGAAUAGUUUCUUUACACAUUUUGGUGUAAAUGAUAAGAAUUCUUGAAAGUUACAUGUAAAGCGCGGUUUUCUUUUAUUUUGUGAUUUUUAAGAAUUUUCCAUCGAAUGUUUUUUGUUUAGUGGUAAUGUGAAGUGUUUUCUAUCAUUUGAGUUCCAUACUAACCUGUGCCGCUCAGUUUUACCUUGUGAAACACCUCACGCGUGGUUGAGGAUGUGUUGAUGGUGUUGUGUUUGGUUACGGAAUCAUGGGGGAAACGGAAGAAUUUAACCCCUUAGUGUUUGAGAAGAAGUUGGCUCAACUAAAGGACACCCAGGAGAGUAUCCAGGGCCUGUCGUCGUGGUGUCUCAAGCAGCGGGAACACCACAAGAAGAUAGUGCAGAGUUGGCUGAAUGUGUUGAAAAGAGUGAAGAUUGAGCAACGUCUGGUCCUCUUCUACUUGGCCAACGAUGUUAUUCAGUACAGUAAGAGGAAGAACUACGAGUUUGUAGAGAGCUGGGGUUUGAAUUUGCAAAAAGCAACUCCGUUAGUGAGGGACGAAAAGGUGCGGCCUAAGAUCUUGAGGAUCUUCAAGAUCUGGGAACAGAGGUCUGUGUAUGAUGAUGAGUUUCUGUCAGACCUGACUGGUCUGCUCAGCGCCGGCGCUAUUAAAAAGACUGAUGAUGAUCCUUUGGACUUCCAGCCUCAACAAUUAGUAAAUAAGAUAAAGCAAUGUACAGUGUUAGAAGCUGACACGGAUUUAAGACUCAAAUAUAUUCAUGAGAAUCCUUUACAACUAUCUGAUGCUGAUGAGUUGUGCGCCAGUUUGAAAGAAAGAAGCAACAAAGACGAUGUAGAGAAGGAACUGAAUGAGGGUAUAGCGUGCGUCGAGCGCUACACUCAAGCGCUGCAGCGAGAGAUAGUUGCGAGGGAAGCGCUGCUAGCAUUACUGACGUCUGCUAACCAGUAUUACUCUACCCAGAGGGGCGAGGUCAAAGUUGUUGCUUAUGCCUACAAAAACUUCGGCGCCCGCGUCCGAGCCCUAAAACGCAAGCUCGACGAGCUAAUACCCACACUAGAGAGCGCCCCGUCGCCGCCGCGAAGAGACGAGGAGGUGCCCUCGCCCGCGCCCGACGAUGACUUGAUGUUGCCGCAGGACAUAGGACAUGAUAUAGACACGUACGACAUAGACAAGACGUUCAACACGUCGCUGGGCGGCGGCUCGCUCUACAACCUCGGGCUCAGCUCGUUCCUGGGCUCCGAGAGCGCGCUCGCCAUGUUCCACGACGACGCCGAUGCCGCGAAUAAAAUAGAAGUGAUUAGUACUAGGCCGGCCGAUAAGCAGGACUUUGACGUUAGUAAUUUCCUGAAGACGCUCACACCAACUGAGGUCAUUACUGUGUCGGAUAAUGUGUCCGUGGCAAGUGGCACACUAUCUCAGAAGUCUCAAGACACUUUACCUGGAUUGGAUCUAUUAACACCAGAGAGCACGGGAAAUGCACCACCCCCUAUCUCAUUCUACGGGUCUACAUUGGAACCUGAAGAACCAGAGCCUUAUAGGCCAGAGCCAGCGCCCUGGAGCAAUAAUGUAUCGCCCUGGACCAUACCUGCCCCGCUACCAGUGCCGGUGCCGCCGCCCGCCCUAGCGCCGCCGCCCGCGCCGCCCGCGCCGCCCGCCCUCGCGCACGCCGUGCCGCCCGCCUCGCCGCCCAGCUACACGCAGGCCUUUCCGAAUGUGGAAUUAGGUGAUGAAGAUGAUCGAAUAACGGGAGAUGUGGACCACAGAGGAAUCUUACCGCCACCGCCGCCGCCGCCCGUCAUACCCACACUGAGUGUGUUAGGACAACUAGAGGACGUGGACCACAGAUUACUUCCGUCGCUGCCGCCGCCGCCGCCCGCGCCCGCGCCGCUUUCUAGGCAUCCUAGCUCUAAUCAAGAUGUGGACCACAGAAAUCUCAUAUCACUGACGCAUCAGCCACAACCGGUGCCGUCUGUGGAAAAAAGCAGAGGAGUCGAUCAGGAUUACCGAGUGCCCCCGCCCGUGCCCCCUCCGGAUAUAGUGGAGAGCGUGGACAUGGACCUGUCUGAGGACGAGGAGCAUCCGCAGAGGCACUACCCACACUCUGAACCACACCGCCGCAACAGCUUCAACCAAAACAACAAAGUGUUAGUCGGAGGAGACAACGGCAAGACCAACCACGCCAACUUGAUCCGCAUCAACAGUAUGCCCGCCGGCGACCACGCGUACCAAGACAAACUGGCCAUGCCAUCGACAGCCCCAGUCAUGCCACUAAGCAAUCCCUUUGAUAACAUGCCGAAGUUCAACAAUAUGCCGGAAUUCGCCUUCAGGGAAGACCCUAGAUUGCGAGAGGAAGAAGAAAUGUCUAACGACAGCGCGUAUGAUGAAGACAUACGUAGUAGGAUGAGGGAUAAUUCUAUACCGGAUUUAAGGAAUCCAUCGCCGCCGAAAGAUUAUGACGAUGAAUGGCACGGCCAGAGUGAAAGUCCUAGGUUUAUGAACCCUAGGUUCCCUAGGAAUUGGAGUCCGGGUGUGAGGAACUUUAGGCCGCAAGGGUUUGGACCACAACAGCAGUUUUGGCCCAGGAAUGGACCACGGCCGCCGCCCAGGAAUUGGGGCCCAAGACCGCAAAGAUUUAAUAAUAAUUGGUGAUAACUUGUGACUAGUUCGUUGUGUAGUGACAGUUUUAUCGGUUCUGAGUUUAUGUAAUAUAGAUUUAUAUUGUGUGUAAAUGGUGUUGUAUGUAUUAUGCGUUUUGCACUUAUGUUGUUGCGGUUUUUGAGGUCAGAGCGAUGAAGUGUAAUAGUAGUAUAGGUUAAUUGUUAUGACUGUGAAUUGUGUUGAAGAAUCAAAAUUUCUACUAUUGCGACUGCCUGUAAUUAUUUAAAGAAUAAAAGAGAUUUGUUAAAAGGUUCCCUAGUUAAUGGGUAGAGCUAAGGGGGUAUUUAUGAAUUCCUAUGUUUCACUUCUCUUUUAUAUGCAUAUCCCUGCAGCAUUCAUUACAAGGUAACUUCUAAAUUUAAACAGAAAUGUAUGAAAAUAACAUAAGUGUCAGCGCAAAAAUCGGACUGUAUGUUUAUGUAUCAUAGUUUAUUUGCAAGAGUGUUGUUUUAUAUUGAUAUCGACUGUGUCACAUUAUGUUGAAUCAUUCUGACAAAAGUUUAAUAGUUUAUGAUGAUUCCAAUAGCAGAUCGGUUACAAAACGAUAUGAUACAAUAUUGUAUCUCAAUUUUGCACUACUGAAUAAAAAGCAGCAAAAUUUAUCCGGUUGUAAAUGUUAUUGUUCCUCAUUUUAUACAUGGUGUUGCAAAAGUGGGUUAUUAGGCUGUAAGGCUUUUCUUUUAAAUCACUCUGUAUUAUGUUUGCAUCGUCAAAACUCGCAGGUUUUCUAGUCUGUAAAAUAUAACAUUAUGUGUUCCAGAUGGUAACUAUUUACAACAAAACAACUAAAUAUUAAUCUUAAACAUUGCUCCAGGCUAUCACUCACAUAAUGUUAUAAUAAAAUAUAAGAUGGUAGCUGCUAGAGAGAAACAAAACAUAAUAUUUAAUAAAGUUUUCUCUGUCUCUCAUAAUAUUACAAUAGAAACUCGAUUCUUCUGUAAGAUAAGAUUUGAUUUUAAUAGUGACUAAACUUAUCACUUUAGAAUAGGACGUGUAAACAUGCGAAAAAACACCUUAUUGCUUCGGUGCCCACUCGUAUAACGUGCCCUAGCAAUGGUUAUAACGUCACAAUGUAAACUAGUAAUAGAAAGUUAUAUUUCAUUCGUAUUAAAACUUAAUAUUAGUUGGGA